This is a messenger RNA of Osmerus eperlanus (European smelt), 3306 nucleotides long. It is a transcript of the gene pip5k1bb, whose product is annotated as phosphatidylinositol-4-phosphate 5-kinase, type I, beta b. NCBI's taxonomy places the organism in Eukaryota, Metazoa, Chordata, Actinopteri, Osmeriformes, Osmeridae. Gene Ontology annotation, molecular function: 1-phosphatidylinositol-4-phosphate 5-kinase activity. Gene Ontology annotation, biological process: phosphatidylinositol phosphate biosynthetic process. Gene Ontology annotation, cellular component: plasma membrane. The record is from RefSeq and is a predicted model, not a curated record. The transcript is spliced from 15 exons. The coding region runs from base 264 to 1862 and encodes 532 amino acids.
AGCAGCGCCGCAGAGUCAGAUCAACCAGGGCUUCGGACGGAGGUGAAGAUACCCGCACAUCCUCUCGCAUACAUAACAUCAUAACUGGACUAAAACCGCGCACUGACAGCAUUUUAUUUACAGAGUAGGCUAAGCAGCAUCUCCUCAGAACAUUGGGGUCUGCAGGCUAGUUCAGCCCUCUCUCCAUGUCUCCAGCCAGGCCUGAUGCCCCAGCAAUGCAGCCGUGAAUUCCGCUUGUCCCACGCAGCUUGUCCCUAAGCAAGAUGUCGACGGCUAUGGAAAAUGGAGUGGGUGGGUCUCGUAACACGGGCGGAGAGAAAACGUAUAAAAAGACCACCUCCUCGGCUCUGAAGGGAGCCAUCCAGCUGGGCAUCGGCUACACGGUGGGCAACCUGACCUCCAAGCCCGACAGAGACGUCCUCAUGCAGGACUUCUACGUGGUGGAGAGCGUCUUCCUCCCCAGCGAGGGGAGCAAUCUGACGCCGGCGCACCACUACCCGGACUUCCGCUUCAAGACGUAUGCCCCGCUGGCGUUCCGCUACUUCAGGGAGCUGUUUGGGAUCAAACCUGAUGACUAUCUGUACUCCAUCUGUAACGAACCACUGAUCGAGCUGUCCAAUCCUGGCGCCAGUGGCUCUCUCUUCUACCUGACCAGCGACGACGAGUUCAUCGUCAAAACCGUGCAGCACAAAGAGGCCGAGUUUCUCCAGAAGCUUCUCCCGGGGUACUACAUGAACCUGAACCAGAACCCUCGCACACUGCUGCCCAAGUUCUACGGCCUGUACUGUGUCCAGUCCGGAGGCAUCAACAUCCGCCUGGUGGUCAUGAACAACGUGCUGCCGCGCUCCGUCAAGAUGCACUACAAGUACGACCUGAAGGGCUCCACCUACAAGCGGCGAGCCAAUAGGAAGGAGCGGGAGAAGGCUUGCCCCACCUACAAGGACCUGGACUUCCAGGAUAUGCUCGAGGGGCUGUACUUCGACACCGACACCUACAACGCUCUGAUGAAGACCCUGCAGAGAGACUGCCGGGUCCUGGAGAGCUUCAAGAUCAUGGACUACAGCCUACUGCUCGGGGUGCACGUCCUGGACCAGACCCCGAAGGAGGGUGCGGAGCCGGGGCAGGUGGGGGGCGACGGGAAGAGGCCCGUGGGACAGAGGGUCCUCUACUCCACCGCCAUGGAGUCCAUCCAGGGGGACGGCAAGGCGGCCGAGGUCCUCGCCACCGACGACACGAUGGGCGGCAUCCCCGCCAAAUCUCACAAAGACGAGAAGCUGCUCAUCUUCCUGGGCAUCAUCGACAUCCUGCAGUCCUACAGAUUUAUUAAGAAGCUGGAACACUCGUGGAAAGCCCUUGUCUACGAUGGCGACUCUGUCUCAGUGCACCGGCCCGGUUUCUACGCCAACAGAUUCCUCAAGUUCAUGAGCACCCGGGUGUUCAGGAAGACCCAGACCAUCCGCUUCUCCCCCUCUAAGAGGACCCGCACGUCCAUCCCUGCUCUCAAGUCCUCCUCCCAGGAGAUCCUGUCCUCACAGACGGAGGAGAGGAGCGAGGAGAAGAGAGACAAGCUGGGGGCGGCGCGCAGCCUGGCCAGCCUGGAUGGACAAGCAGUGUUUGGGUCCUACCUGCGCCCAGACCUGGUUCCCGUGCCCCAGUCCUUCUACGAAGGCUCCUCCAUGGGAACCAUCUCCUCCUCCUCGGUGUAUGUGUGCCUGGAGGGCCAGACUGACGACAGAGAUGACAUGGUGUCCAGCUCGACGUUCACCCUGGAGGACAGCGCUAUCUGUCUGACCUCGGAGCAGAGCACCAUGGAUGUGGACAUGGACCGCGACGACGGCUCGGUGCUGGAUGUCUACUUGUGAAAGCAGCGGCUUCGACAUCCUAUCCUCCUCUUGUCCUGUCAAUCAUCUGACAAUCGCUACGCUCCAUCGGAUAGGCUGAGGACCUUUGACUCCGCCCCUGGCGCUGCUAGAUCGCCCCUACGCCACCCUCUCCCUAGCGCCAAACCCCUUGGACCGUGAUGCUCGUCUGGCUGAGGACCAGAGAACCCCAGUAGAUCCCUCUGUGAUGGACAUCCAUAUGGACUCUCAACGACAUUCCAUUCUACCGUAGUUUGACCAAACUAGAGAUGACCGAGGGCAGAUUCCUAGAGCAUGCCAGCGCAGUGCCACAGAGUUUUCUUUUUGUAGAAUAUAUUUUUUCCAUCGCCUAAUAGUAAUAUAUAUAUAUAUAUAUAUAUAUAUAUACAUAUACUGUAUAUAUACAUUUAGAGAAAACAGGAAAUAUAUACAGAGAAGAGGUAGGACAUUUCUUUAGCACGUUUUCUCUGCUGACCAGAAUAGAUUUUUUUUAAAGCGUUGUAGCACCUGCUUUUUGAAGGCUGGUUGGGUAAGCAAGUUUACAGUGACUGCUGUGGGAUUCUGGUUCCUGCACAUGCGUUGGGGGGAGGGAUGGGUGGGGGGACACUGAAAAUACACCUCUAAACGCAGGCCAGUGCGGGCGGCCUAUGGACUUGUAUCAAGUAGAAACGCUAUGGAAAGUUGUUGAGACUGAAAGUCGCUGAGGCCAAAACUCAAAAGGACUAUAGCAUGUGUUGAGAGCGUCCGGACAAUGCCCUCGCUCAUCACUCCAAUCACAGAGGAAUUACAAGGACGCUUUGGACGCAAGAGACGUUGUCACCCUGCUUGGUGGGUGGGGGGGACAGCUUGAUCCUCAGGGUCUCUGGAAGAAGCACAGACCAGAAAGAUGACACACUCGCUCUCGAUAAACCGCACUUUGGAUGUUAUGUCAGUAACAAUUACCGUAUGUAAGAAAUAUUUUUCUCGAAGAACGUUUGAGGUUACAGGCAGGUCACCGAAUUUGAACGCUGUUUUGGAUUAGUGAAUAUGCACAUUUUUACAUGCACACAUCUGUAUGACAUCGCUAGCACAUGUAGAUGCAGACAAUGGACUAUUGUAGAUUUUAUUAUGCCGAGCGUUUUUUUUGUGGGAAAAGGGGUGGGUGGGGGGGUGUCAUGACUGAAGAUGCCUUUUCUCAGGAUAUCAUUUGAUACUGAAUGAGCGUGUCCUCGUGUUGUUAAAACUGAAGCAGCAGUACACUCGACAGACGCUGGCUUGUCACGCCUCCGAUCGCUGUCUCGUUGAAUUCCAUGAUCACCUGUGUCAGUUUUGAGACCAUAAUUUAUUAAAUUAAUCUCAAUAAAUAUACUGUUUGCUGAAGAUGAACAUAUUUUAAUCACUGAAUGUAAAGACAAUGUGUAUUUAUAUAUAGAAGAGAUAUAAAUAAAGAUAUAAAUUGCUGAAUACA